ACAUUUUUUAAGCUAAUUAUCUGCAUUAUGUAUUUGUGUUGUAAUAAAUAUACAUUCUGUUUUAUAAACUAUGUUGAUUUACAAUAAAUAAAUUUUAAAUAGUUUUUCAUCUAUACUGUAUAUUCAUAAUUCGAGCUAAUUUAUCCAAGCUCAAGAGAGCUAAGCCCUAGCUGUAGGUCAGCUCAUUUUCUCAUUCAACAGGCUGAAACUCAUCCCAAAUUUUGAGGUGAACAUGAGCUGGCUCAUGAAUGGCUUGCAUGUUUGACUGCCCUAUCGUGGGAGCUUAAGUUAGUUGACUAGCAAUCCUACCUGAUAAGAUAUAUCAUCAGGAUGAAAGAGCUCUGUUUUCUUAUGGGGUCAAGAAAUCAAUUAAAGUGUUCAAUAUGUUUAGUUGCAAAAACCUUCUAGUCGAACCAUAAGAACUAUGGUUUUCAGUAGGGAUUACACAAUAAUUUUUUGUAAAAUACAACGACACUCCAACGUUGGGCGAGAAACACAUUUAUCCCAAAAGUUUUAAAAUUUUCAUUUUACCGUCAAAAUUAUUUUUUUGUAUCAAUUGGCCUGGCCAUCCAUCUCUGUUAGUAAGCAUUACGAUGUGAUUAUCACGUGAUAAUAAUGUUGCUAUUCUUGAAAUGCCCUGGGAGGUGAGUCAUGUGGCAAGUACUUAAUUCUCUUCUCCCAUUAAUCCCUUGAAGAAAGAAAAAAAGAAAACAAAAGCCCUGAAUGAUAGCCUCCCCCUUCAUUCCCCCAGUCCAUCUGCAGCGCAUAACAUUCUCUUGCACCAUCGAGUUGGCGAUCCAAAGGAGGGACACCAACAUCGGAAUCACCCUUGUGGAUCCAAUCAAAGUUGAAAGUCUCACCGGUGUCAUGCCAGGAGGCAGUGCCGCCACGUAUCGCUUCAGCCCAAUUGAAGUCCGGUUCAAGCCAUCAGGGAGAGGUUAAAAAGGGCAAUGGCUGUGUUAUCCUGCACUGCUCCUGCGGACUCGAUCAAAACCUGGAAGUCCGACCAGUGCCGCGGUAGGACGCAAAGCGUUGCUGUCAUGUCUCGCUUCGCCUUGAUCAAUGCUCGGUUCGAAUCCUUUAGCAAGAGGUUGAACAAUAUGGUGGUAGCGUUAUCUAGCGCCAUGCUCUGGAAGAGGGGGCUCAGCACCGAGUUUGAGUAAUUCGAGAGAAAGCAACAGUUUCUUUGACAAGGAUGAUCCAAUAAUGCGAGAGAGUGCUAGGGUUUCUUUAAGGAGUCAAGGCUCACACAAUUGGAUGAUCGAUGGUGAAUAAAUUAGUUUCUCAUGGUGAUCGUAGUGGUGAUGGUGGAUCAAUGAACUCCAGAGGAACAAUUGAUCAUCCAGGGAAGGUGAAUUAACCUCUUGUGCUAGUGGAUCAUUCUUAAACAAAGGUUGGUGACAGGGCCUCGGCUCAAGUAUCUAACGGAGAUGUUGGAGUUGAAAUUAGACAAGUUGGAGGAGUUGUGAGGGAGGUCAUGGAGAUGUAUCGCAUCAAUGCUCGAGACCAUGAGGACAUGGGCUUAGCAUUAGAGGAUCCCACAUCGAGCUUCUGGGGCUGGAACUCAAUGAUGGAUUCAGAGACAAUGGUUGAGUUGUGAGGAAGGGGUUCCGAGUUUACUUUUUUACUAUAAUUUUUUACAAUCAAUAUUAAGGGUAUUUUAGUCAUUUUACUCAAUUAAUAAUGUCAGGGGAUAGAUAGAUGGCCAUGCCACAUUGACACAGAAAAAUAAGUUUCGAUGGUUAAUUGAAAAUUUUUAAACUUUUGAGGACAAUGUGUUUCUCGCCCAAAGUUGAAGGGGCAUCGCUGUAUUUUUUUCCAAUAAUUUUCUUUGCUGGUAUAAAUAUGCUUGUUUAAAAAUUAUUUUGCAAGAAGAGAUUCAUUUUUAUUGUGAAGAUGGAACCGAGAAGAUUGUUGUUACAUUUUCCCCCUAAUUUUUGUAGCUUGUUGGAGCUACAGUUCAAUAGUCAUACAAAGUUAAGUGGUCUUACAUGUAUUGCAUCUGGCUUAUAAGUUCUAAGCUGAUAUCUUUAGAACUAUUUUGUGUAGACUUAAAGCUAUAUGUAGCCUUUCCAAAUGAUUUCUUAAGUCUAAAUAACCACAUAUUUUCACCAGGAUUAAACUACUUUUUGAAUAAUCUGUGCAAAAUUGUAGUGUCCAUAGGGUAGUUGCUAUUUGAGUCAUUAUCUUAAAUUGAUAGAUUUUAGUCUCCGUAUUGGCUCUUCAUAAUGGUGGAAGAUGGGUUCACGUUGAGCUUUGGCACAAUGGUAAGGUUGCUCCACUAUAACCUUGAGGUCAUGGGUUCGAAAUAUGGAAAUAGCUUCUCCUGGGUGGGGGUAAGGCUACAUAUAUCUAACCCUUUGCAUACCCCACAAUGGCAGGAGCCUCGUGCAUUAGACCACCUUUUUUUAGUCUCCAUGCUAACCAAAAGUAAAGUACAUGGGAAUUGGGUUUUGUUUUUUGUUGGGAUCCCUGGACAUUGUAGGUCUGAGCAUGCAGUAUCAUUGAUGAUAUAUAAGAAGUAAUGACAAACAAAUGAUUUGUCAAGAUUUAUCAUCAUAGCUAUGUAUUAUGAUCUUGAUCAUCAUCUUUGUCAAAUCUCUGUAACUUGACAUAUUUCUGGUUCUUUUAUAUUUUUCUGAUUUCGAGAAUGUUUAGACUUCCAAGUGUGUCUUUUCACACCUGGGAACCCAAAUAGUGAAACAUCAGGAAGUAUCUGCUCAUGUCCCGGAGAAGAAAUUUGCCCAAGUAACUGUUAUUUCUAUAAAAUCUAGAGCUAACUCAUCUGGGUUGUGCUUGUGGUCUGGAUGAAGUUGUUUGGUGGCUCAAAGGACAUUUUGCGACUUUUUUAAACCUCCAAAAGUUUUUUCCUCUAUUUCUUCAUAUAUUGCUGCCACUAGCAACUUUUUCGAAGGUCUUAAUCUGAAUAUCAAGUGUGCAUGCUGCAUGUUUUUAUUUAUUUAUUUAGAGCAUUAUGUCUUUGUAUUCUGACUUUUCUUUUGAUUAUAGUGUCUCCAAUGGCAUGUGGUUCAUUAUCUGUCCCUGCUGCCCUUGCCAGCCUUAGCCUUGGUUCAGAAACAAAAAUGUUUUUUCAGAGAUCCAGAAUGCCUCCUCGUAAAUACUCAUCUAGGAACCUCAGAAUCCGUGCAGUACAAGAAACUGAGGGGCCACGGAGGUUGGUUGACAUCAUUCGUAUCAUCCCAGAGGUCUCAAGGAACUAUUUCAGAAGCCGUUCUCGGCGAGCGCUUUUUGGUGGUAUCUCAUUACUAGGAGGCUUCUAUGUUGCACAGACCAUUUCUCUGUCCUUCGGUGCUUUGGGUGUGAAUGAUGUGAUUGCUGCAGUGUUGUGUGUUCUUCUUACAGAGUAUGCCACUAAAUUUUAUUAUAGUCGGCCUAAGAUAACCUUUCCUCUUGCCCUCCUCAACAACUUUAAGAUGGGAUUCACUUAUGGCCUUUUUAUUGAUGCUUUCAAGCUGGCUAGUUGACAGGAAGUUCCCAAAAAAAGAAGUCAUGAAUCUCUCUGUUUAAAAUUGUGAGAGAUUGCCUUGUCUUGGCUUGAAGUACAUACCAUGGUACAGAUUUACUUUCUAUUUAAGAGUUCUGUUCGAUGUGUACUGAUCUGAUUGAAUACAGAUGUGAUUAUGUGACCAGAAGACUUUUAUUUUGUUGAUACGACCUCCUCAUUAGCAAUCUGUUCCUGUCCUUUGUUGUUGCUUUAAAUUUUCAGCUAUCAACGGGAUAUGUUAUUGGAACCUUAAAACAUGUGUAAGGAAUCCCUAGUCCUCUUAUAUGAUAUAUCAUUGCAUUGAUUAUUGUGGUUCCUUUGGCAGUAUGCAUCGGGUCAUGAAUGUUGAAACUUUGCAAUGCCAGGGUCUUCUCACUUUAAAAUCAGGCCAUUGAUUGCCAAGAGGAGCAUGGUCAGAUCAUUUUGGGUUAAUAUAAUCCAGUGUGCUUCCAUCCUCUCUCCUAGAUUAUGUACAGAAUGGUGGGAAAAAUCUGCAAACUGUAAUGUCUCAGAAAAACUGCAGUAUCCUUAGCUAAAGGCUUAAAAUAUGGAUUCUUUAUCAUCUUCAGUAUCCCUUGACUUCUGGUUUCUGCUAACUUUGAAUUCAGCCCUUGGUAUGGAUGUUCUGGCAAAGUGACUUAAUCUGAUAGCUGUGGAAAGUGUGGCAGUUUCUUCCUAUUGCAGUCCCUUCCUAUUUAUCUCCUUUUGAUUAUUCUGGCUUCCUUGGAAGAUGGCAUUUGGCCAUCCGUAUAUGCCAAGUUUCUGGUGGACAAUUAGUACUUUUUUCUGCCAUUUAUAUUUACUGUCCUAUGUAUUAAUGUAAAAUUGCACUUCAGAAGUGCAAAUAGCUGUAUAAUUUUUUAUUGCAGAAUGUAAAUUAUUGUGCUGUGGCUGAUUGUAUCACAUGGACACGUUAUCAAUUAGCAUUAAUAUUUGUGUAUUAGAUCAA
Phoenix dactylifera (date palm) is the source of this 4454-nucleotide messenger RNA. The record is from RefSeq and is a predicted model, not a curated record. NCBI's taxonomy places the organism in Eukaryota, Viridiplantae, Streptophyta, Magnoliopsida, Arecales, Arecaceae.